GCGGCAGAAACAGACAUGUGGUCGGACUUUUUCAAGCAAAAUGAUAUUCCGACGGUUAUACUACUUUUCAGUUACAAACUCGGCAUUUUGAAUUUUCUUGUGGGUAUUUUAGUCUGUAAGAAAAAUGAACGGGUCAGGUUUGAGCCGUGAGAAACAUUAUUGAACUCCGAGUUAGGUGUGCUCAAAUCUUUCACCGCUGUCGUCGAGCCACGGAGUCUUGACUAUGGCACCGACCAGUCCACUCAUGGGCGGACUCUUCCCUUGAGCGGUGGUGAAGUAGGCAAGGGUAAAUUUGUUAUUUUACAUACAAACCCUACUUUGAAUACAAACAGUGUCCCUUCCCCAAAUCUCAAAAUCAAAUUCAUCAGCCUUGCAGUAAUUGUAAGAUGCGAUGAAGAAAUUAACAGGAUUGCAAAAGCAAGUAUUGGGAUUAUACAGAGGGUUUCUAAGAGCAGCUCGAUCAAAAGGACCAGAAGACAGAAAGAAGAUCGAAUCAUAUGUUUCUUCUGAAUUUCGAAAUAAUGCCAAGAACGUCGAGAGGAAGAAUUUUAUCUACAUCGAGUAUUUGUUAAGGCGAGGUACCAAACAGCUCGAUCAGCUCAAAAUUGUUGAGACUGUCUCUACAUUUACUAUUCCUAGUCGCUCCAGUAACUGAAAUCUUCAUCAACAACUAGAAGAAUUAUGAUGAUGAUCAAGUUUUUAGAUCUUUUUAUUCUGAUUUGAUUUAGAGAGUGAGGAUUGGAUGGUUUUUAAUCUGAAUUUCGACAUCCAUUGUGUAACUGAUGAUGUUCUUUUGUUGUAGUAAAAUAAAUUUAUUUGGGAUCAGACCCUUUUUUCCAGCAA
Molecule: messenger RNA, 843 nt
Organism: Papaver somniferum (opium poppy)
Lineage: Eukaryota; Viridiplantae; Streptophyta; Magnoliopsida; Ranunculales; Papaveraceae
Product: succinate dehydrogenase assembly factor 1, mitochondrial
Exons: 1
Coding region: 392-655 (87 amino acids)
Biological process (GO): mitochondrial respiratory chain complex II assembly
Cellular component (GO): mitochondrion
Source: RefSeq, a predicted model, not a curated record